Messenger RNA from Clunio marinus, 303 nucleotides. Lineage: Eukaryota; Metazoa; Arthropoda; Insecta; Diptera; Chironomidae. The record is from the annotation of a GenBank genome assembly.
AUGAUUAACUCAUUUACAACUUCAUCAAAAGUUGAUGCAACUGCUCCAGGGAUUUUCAAAACGAAAUGUUUCUUAAAGAUAUAUUUUCAACAAGGACGAAGGGAUAAAAAUGAAACUGUCAAAGUUAAUGAACAUGGGGUAAGACUUAUAUUUCAUUGGACCUAUAGAAUUUUUGAUGGAUUUUGUAUGAAGCUGUGCGGCCAUAAUGUAAAGAUGGUGAUCUGCACAACGCAUGGAAAAUCGAUUUUAUUAUUUGAACAAAAGCUGAUAAUGCCAUUAAAGGCGAGCGACAAACAUCAAUGA